AUGAAAAUGAUUCUAAUCUUUGCUUCUUUUCUAUGCUUCCUUGGAGGAAUCGACGCUCAAUUAGCAUGUGCGUCGUGUAACGAUUACCAGGACGACCUCUUUCCAUCGGGUUCCAGUUUCCCUCGAGUGAAAUUGGUGUUUAAUAGUUUCAUCGGCGACGAUGGUUGCAAAGUUGGCAGUUUCAAGUGCAUUAGCUUGGAGAAAGGAUACAACAGUACAGCUGUCAUUAUGAACCCGACAACUGGUGAACAAUUAGCAACCUUUGCGCCGAGCCAAACUGAAAGUAUUGGUGGAAAUAUCACUUGUGUGGCUUCGUCGAAUUCAGCUGAUUGGCGAUUCAAUGGAGUGUACAGAGUCGUCUAUCCAUUGCGGUUGGAGUUGGACGACGGAUUCACUGUUAGAAAGAGGACGUCUCCCCAACCAACUACUCCUACCACAACCACUACUACGGUUAAGCCUACUACAACUACUUCUGAUUGUGGACAAUAG
Caenorhabditis briggsae is the source of this 489-nucleotide messenger RNA. The transcript is spliced from 4 exons. The coding region runs from base 1 to 489 and encodes 162 amino acids. The record is from RefSeq and is a predicted model, not a curated record. Lineage: Eukaryota; Metazoa; Nematoda; Chromadorea; Rhabditida; Rhabditidae.